Messenger RNA from Zootermopsis nevadensis, 3418 nucleotides. RefSeq names its product solute carrier family 6 member inebriated (gene ine). Gene Ontology annotation, cellular component: plasma membrane. Gene Ontology annotation, molecular function: amino acid:sodium symporter activity. The record is from RefSeq and is a predicted model, not a curated record. Gene Ontology annotation, biological process: amino acid import across plasma membrane; sodium ion transmembrane transport; nitrogen compound transport. Lineage: Eukaryota; Metazoa; Arthropoda; Insecta; Blattodea; Termopsidae.
GCGAUCUGUUGUACGUGGUUACAGUAGAUGUAUGGAGGCCACUCGAACCAUUCACUGAAGUCACUGUUGUGGCGUUGUCAGUUGGACUCAAAGCCUCUUGUCUCUAGGUCGUGCGUGCUGUAGGGCGAAGAGUGGUGUACGUACCUGUUCCGUGCUUAUGUGAUAAAUCAGUGAAACAGGUGGAUGGACUCAGGCGGCAAAGCGGAAGAGACGAAUCCUCAGCAAAGUCCUGAGUUGCCCCUCACAGUGACAGCCACGCCUCGGCGGAAUUUGCAACAAAUUAACAUGAUAGGUGGAAGUGGUGACGGCACGAGCCAGAAUCCUAAAGGUUCCAAACUAACUCUUGUCAUUUCCAAGACUGAUAAUGACAAUAUCAACAACUUAUCGAAUAAAAAAUACGAUAAAAUCCACGAUAAAAACGAGGAGAAUCGUAGGCUGCUUAGUACUAGCGGCGUGCCUCACAAGAAGAUCCUUAUUGUGCCUUCAUUGCGUCAGGAAGCAGUUGGCGGUGUGAGGUCGAACCCCGCUGUGCUCUCGACAGUUAACAAAGACAGUGCGAGUGUCAGUGUUCCCCCGACUUCUAAUGGAGGUAUAUCAGAGAUUGUAGAUUCAAAAUUUCAGAACAAAAAUGCAUCCGGCAUUAGCGAGUUACGCCCUCCAACUUUCGUAGUAGGACUCGAACUUAAAGGGCUUGAAGAUAGUAUUCGUGCUGGACACAGUCUACCGUUAACAAUGUCAAGUCUCAGAUCCCUGAAGUUGGAGGAUGCGAAAAGCCAGCAUCCAAUCAUCACGCCGCAGGGUCCAGACUGGAGGAGCUCGUUCUGCUUCUCAGAAGUUGCGAGCCACAUGUCGGUGCGGUCCCUGGCUUCGGUCGGUAUGGGAUCCACCGAUGGUCGGAAGGUCACUAUUCGCCGAGUACCCACGUCUCCCACCGAGCUCUUCAACAUCAUUCACUCCCCCACGCCGACAGAACUGGACAUGUCAUCGGACAGCGACAGCAGUAGCUACGAUCCUUUGGACGAGGUGACAAACUACAAGUUACCGCGGAGACAGCAUUGGCCCAACAAGGCUCAGUUCAUCCUCGCAUGUGUCGGUUACUGCGUAGGACUUGGAAACCUCUGGAGGUUUCCGUACCUCUGCUAUAAGAGUGGCGGAGGUGUAUUUUUGGUGCCAUAUUUCCUCAUUCUCAUUAUAUGUGGAAUUCCAUUGCUGUACAUGGAGCUCGCUGUAGGUCAGUUCACAAGAAGAGGACCCAUCGGUGCCCUUGCUCAGAUUUGCCCACUGUUCAAAGGUGCUGGUUUGGCUAGUGUUGUCAUUUCAUUUAUUAUGUCAACAUACUACAAUGUGAUUAUUGCAUAUGCCAUUUACUAUUUCUUCACUGCAUUCAAAUCUGACUCUCCAUGGAGUUCAUGUUCAAGCCGUUGGAAUACGUACAAGUGCUGGACCACCAGAGCUGUAAACUUCAGUAAGCCAAUUGAAUCUAGGGCACCUUCUCAAGAAUUUUAUGACCACAAGGUUUUGCAAAUGAGUGAUGGAAUUGAUAACCUGGGAGUGAUCCGUUGGGAACUGGCAGCAUGUCUCAUCUUGGCCUGGAUUCUUGUCUACUUCUCAAUCUGGAAGAGUGUCAGAUCAUCUGGCAAAGUUCUCUACUUUACUGCAACAUUUCCAUAUGUGCUUAUCCUAGCAUUUCUUGCACAUUCUCUCACUCUAGAUGGAUCAGAUGCAGGUCUCAAGUACUUCUUCAAACCACAGUGGGAACUUCUUGCAGACUCUAAGGUGUGGGUGAAUGCUGCAGCUCAAAACUUCAAUUCACUUGGAAUUGCUUUUGGAUCUGUGAUGUCGUUUUCCAGUUACAAUCGAUUUAACAACCAAAUCUUGGUUGAUACUCUGGCAGUAUCUACGAUAAAUGGCUUCACCAGUAUGUUAGUAGGGAUCUUUGCAUUUGCAACUAUUGGCAACAUUGCUUCAGAGCAUGGAACAGCAAUUGAAAAUGUUGUAUCAGACGGUCCUGGAUUAAUAUUUGUAGUGUAUCCUCAAGCAAUGGCCAAAAUGCCUGCACCUCAGUUAUGGGCAGUCCUUUUCUUCUUCAUGCUGUUAUGUCUAGGUCUCAACAGCCAGGUUGCCAUUGUGGAAGUUGUGGUCACUUCCAUUCAAGAUGGAUUUCCCAAGCUCAUAAAGAAGCAUCUCAUUUGUCAUGAGAUGUUGGUUUUGAUCGUGGUUAUAAUUUCAUUCCUUUUUGGACUUCCACACAUAACAGAGGGUGGAAUCUACUUCUUCCAACUGGUAGAUCACUUCGCUGCUUCUAUCUCAAUAAUGUACCUGGCUUUCUUUGAGGUGAUUGCCAUUUCAUGGUUCUAUGGCGGUCAUCGGCUUGCCAAAAAUGUUUUAGAAAUGACGGGAAGACUGCCUUCACCCUACAUCCGGUUCUGUUGGUGGGUGGCGGCUCCAGCUCUUCUCAUGGCUGUCUGGAUUUUUAGCCUGAUUGACUACACGCCUCCAACAUACAACAAUGGUGCUUAUAGAUAUCCUGUAUGGGCAGAAACUUUAGGAUGGAUCAUUGCUUCACUUUCACUCGUAUGCAUUCCAGCACAGGCAAUUAUUGUUAUUGUGCGAACUGAGGGGAAUUCCUUACUUGAUAAACUUCGUAAAUCAGUGAAAUCAGACUUUAAUUUCUGUGAGACUUGUGGGCGAGAGAAGUGUAAGCAUAUGACUUCAGCCAGUAAAGAAGAAGAGAGAGAAAUGACAACUCUUAUUGAUAAUAAGCUGGAUACACAGAUUGUGCCAACUAAUUGUUCAUAGCAUUUGUUUCCCUUUACUGUGUUGUAACUUAAACAAAAUUUUAUGCAUUUUUUCCUGGAAGUCCAGUGAAAAUAUACAGUGUAGUUAUUUACGCUACACUUGCAGAAGAAAUGUGAGAAACUGUUUUAUUUAAUUAAGGUCGCAAGAUGCAGUUUAGACUGACGUCGUAGUGUAAGAUACUUUGGUAUAGUAUCUAAUUUCACCAAAGCAAUGAUUUUGACAAAAUAUUUUAAUGCUUGCUGUGAAUAAGAUAUGUUGUGAAGCCGUAAAUUAUAACUGGUGUCAGAAAUCAUUUAAUUUGUAUAACUUUCAUAGUAAUUACAGUGAUUAUUCUGUAAUGACAGACAAAGCCACUAGGGCAUUGCAGUUAGGCCAACAUCCUUUCAUGAUUCUGCUGAAUAUAUUUAUAUGCGUGUAAGAUGAAUCCUCAAAAUGUACCAAUGAAAUAUUGUUAUUAAUUCACUGAGAACAUUUAUCUUACCAUUAUAUUCUACCUAAGACUGCCGCAUGAAUUAUUUGAGCUUGUUGGUCCAUCUCAUAAUGCCAAAGAAUAUAGGAAUAAUUAUGUUAAUAAAAUGUAUGAUAAAUAAAUUAAUGUCGCUCUGUUCAAAUUAUGAAA